AUCUCGCUCAACAUCAACAAUUAUGCACAGUGACGACGACGAGGUCUCGUCACACUUUAGUGAUGAAGGCAGCGAUGGCGGCUUCUCACCGGAGCCUGUGAAGAGGAAGCCUGCGGCAAAGAAAGCCGCAGCGCCCAAAAAAACUGCAGCACCCAAAAAGACUACUGCAGCAGCCAAACCGAAAGCAACCUCAAAGAAGCGCGCUGUUCCAUCUGACGAUGAAGAUGACGGUAACCUAGCGGAUACACCACCGAUGGCAAAGCAACAAAAGAAGGCACCUGCCCCUAAGAGGGCGAAAACUUCGGCAAAGCCGCUCCAGUCUAAGCAAAACGAAUCAGAGUUAGAUGGGGAUGAUGAUGACUUUGGGGAAGGAUCAGGUUCUUCAAAGGAAAAGAAGAGCUUUGCGGAUGCGUACCAAAAGCUUACUCAAUUGGAGCAUAUCCUCAAACGUCCCGAUACUUACGUCGGGUCUGUGGAACGAUCAGAGCGACACAUGUGGGUUUUCGACUCGGGUACGACUUCGAUGGUUUGGAAGCCCGUUACUAUGGUUCCUGGCCUGUAUAAGAUUUUCGACGAAAUUUUGGUCAAUGCGGCGGACAAUAAAAUUCGUGACCCUAAGAUGGACACUCUCAAGGUUACUGUUGACAAAGCGACCAAUACAAUUUCCGUUUAUAAUAACGGGAGAGGUAUUCCGAUUGAGAUACACUCGAAGGAGAAAGUUUAUGUUCCCGAGUUGAUCUUUGGCCACCUUCUUACCUCUUCCAACUAUGACGAUGACGAGAAAAAGGUUACCGGUGGUCGUAAUGGCUAUGGUGCAAAGCUCUGUAAUAUCUUCAGUACUGAAUUCACGGUUGAGACUGGCGAUAAGAAUACCAAGCAAAAGUACAAGCAGACCUGGACGGACAACAUGGGCAAGAUGGGAAAGGCGAAAAUCACCGCGAACCCCAAGGGAGAGCAGUUUACGAAGAUUACAUUCAAACCCGACCUUGCCAAGUUUCACAUGGAGGAGAUGGAUGAUGAUUUCGAAGCUCUUGUCAAGAGAAGGGUUUACGAUAUGGCUGCUUCUGUAAAAGACGUAAAAGUCUUCUUGAACGGGGAGCGGAUAAAGCUGAACUUCAGGAAGUACUGUGAGAUGUAUGUCAAUGCACUACAUGAAGAAGCUGGUUGCGAAGAAAAACUUGUGAUUACUUGGGAAGUCGUGAACGAUCGCUGGGAGGUAGCCUUCGCUGCUAGCGGUGGUAACUUCCAACAGGUAUCAUUUGUCAAUAGUAUCGCUACGACAUCCGGAGGAACCCAUGUGAAUUACAUUGCAGAUCAACUUUGUACCCACCUCCAGGGAGCUCUAAAGAAGCAGAACAAAUCUGGAGCCGCUGUCAAAAACGCUCAGAUGCGCAAUCAUUUCUUCAUAUUCGUCAACUGCUUGAUCGAGAAUCCAGCAUUCACCUCGCAAACCAAGGAACAGCUAACUACUAGAGCUGGUGCGUUUGGUAGCAAAUGUGCAUUGAGCGACACGUUCAUUAAAAAUAUUUUGAAGAAUACUCCAGUUAUCUCGAACAUCAUCGACUAUGCCAAUAUGAAGGCUGAUAAACAAUUGAAAAAAACGGAUGGGUCGAGACGCUCUAGAAUCAAUAAUCCGAAACUUAUCGAUGCCAAUAGAGCUGGAACCAAGGACUCCCAAGAAUGCGUGCUUAUUCUGACUGAAGGAGAUUCAGCCAGAUCACUUGCUGUUGCUGGUAUAUCUGCAAUCGAUGGGCGGGACAGGUUUGGCGUUUUCCCCUUGCGCGGAAAACUUCUUAAUGUUCGAGACGCCUCUCAUGACCAAAUAAUGAAGAAUGCGGAAAUUCAAAACAUUAAACAGAUUCUGGGGCUGCAACAUAAGAAGGUUUACGAAUCAAGGAAAGAGUUGAGAUAUGGUCAUCUCAUGAUCAUGACGGAUCAGGAUUAUGACGGAAGUCAUAUCAAAGGAUUACUUAUCAACUUCUUCGAGACUCAAUUCCCUAGUUUGCUCAAUUUCUUUACCAUGCCGGAGUAUGAGUAUUGGAAAGAGAACAACGCUGAAAAGGGAUGGGAACAUAAGUACUACAAGGGUUUGGGCACCUCGGGUGAACGGGAUGCAAAAUUAUACUUUUCAGAUCUGGAGAGACAUGUCAAGGAGUUCCACGUGAUGGAGGCGGAAGGCCAGCGACUGAUCGAACUCGCAUUUUCCAAGAAGAAGGCGGAUGAGCGGAAAGAAUGGCUCCGACUCUACAAGCCUGGAACUUACCUUGAUCACUCCAUCGAUAAGAUUUCAUAUCCGGAGUUCGUUAAUAAAGAGCUGAUCCUCUUCAGUAUGGCGGACAACAUCCGGUCCAUUCCCUCGGUUGUGGACGGCCUUAAACCUGGUCAACGCAAAAUUCUCUUUGCUUGUUUCAAGAGAAAGCUUACAAAACAGCUCAAAGUUUCGGAAUUGUCUGGAUUCGUUUCCGAGUGUACAGCCUACCAGCAUGGUGAAAGCUCUCUCCAAGUGACAAUUACUGGUAUGGCGCAAACAUUUGUUGGAAGCAACAAUGUCAAUCUCUUGGAGCCCGAAGGGUCUUUCGGUACCCGUCUUGAUGGUGGAAAGGAUGCAGCCAGCCCUCGAUAUAUUUAUACCCUAUUGUCACCUUUUGCCAGGAAGUUAUUCCCAGCUACCGAUGAUCCCCUGUUGACGUAUAAUCUGGACGAUGACAAGAAAAUUGAGCCUAUGUGGUACGCCCCUGUUGUUCCUUUGGUUUUGAUCAACGGAGCCGAUGGUAUUGGCACAGGGUGGAGUACCACUAUACCAAAUUACAAUCCGGAAGAUGUGGUUGCCAACAUCAGGCGUUUGAUGAACAACGAGGAACUAGAACCAAUGACUCCAUGGUAUCGCGAUUGGGCAGGCAAGGUCGAGCAGGUCGCUGUGGACAAAUUCAAAUUCUCUGGGGUUAUCAAUCAGAUUGAUGGUGUUACUUGCGAAGUUCGGGAAUUACCUAUCAAGAUGUGGACUCAAGAGUUCAAAGAAAAACUCGAAGAAAUCAUCAAGGGAGAGAAAUCAUUCGUCAAAGAUUACGUUGAUUACAACUCUCCUCGACGGGUCCAUUUUAUUAUUACCAUGGAGUCCGAAAAGCAUAUGCAGGAGGCGUUGGCGGAGGGGCUUGUGAACAGAUUUAAGCUUACGAAAACUAUAGCAACCAGCAACCUUGUGGCUUUUGAUCCUGAGGGAAGAAUUAAUAAGUACGCUUCGGUCAAUGAUAUUCUGAAGGAGUUUUAUUAUAUUCGUUUGAAGUAUUACCAGGAGCGCAAGGAUAAUAUGCUUAAAGAGAUGAGCAAACAAUUGAUGAAGUACACUAAUCAGGCUCGCUUCGUCCAAAUGAUCAUCAAGAAGGAGCUGGCAGUCUCAGGGCGUAAGCGUUCAGAGAUUAUCGAGGACCUUGUAAAGAAGAAGUUUGAUAAAAUUUCCAAUAAGGCUGAAGCUCAGAAGGCUGGCGAGACUGAGGACACUGUUGAAGAAGAAGAUUCAACUGUCGGGGAUGGUUACAACUAUCUAUUGGGGAUGGCCAUCUGGUCUUUGACGCAUGAAAAGGUCCAGAAGCUACUUCAGGAUGUCGCUGACAAAGAGCUCGAGGUCGAUGAACUCAUCAAGAAGUCUCCGAAAGAUUUGUGGAAUACUGAGUUGGAUGCCUUUAUCGAAGAAUGGAGGAUACAGCUGGAAGAAGACAAAAAAGAGCAAGGCACCGUAGUCAAACGCAAGAAGAAUGGCAAGUACGGCGCAAAGAUUGCCAAGGGGAAGAAGAAAGCCGCUGGCAGUGACGAAUCGGAUUUCGAAGCUUCAAAACCAAAGAGAAAGCCAGCGGCUGCGAAGGUCAAUACAGAGGCCAAGAAGCAGACUAUACUGGGAUUCAAGUCCAUCGAUCAACCUCCGGAGAAAGCCCCCGACAGGGGACCUAUCGCACGAGCUGUGAAAAAAGAAGCAGUGGUAAUCGGUGACCUGAGUGAUUCAGAUUUCGACAUGCUCAACCGAGGAUCUAAACUAGCGCCCUCCGCGAAACCUCCUAUUAAAGCAACAAAUGCCGGCGUGGAAUCAUCAUCGGAUCGAAAGCCUCAGCCAGACCCCGCAGGGGAUAGUGAAGAGGAAUUGCUUUCAUUGGAUGAGAAACCCUCUAAGAGACUGAAGGCUAAGGCGGCGCUGGCCAAGAAGCCUGCAGAAGAUGAAUCUGAGGCUGAAUCUGAGAAGGAGGUUCUUGCAAAGAAAGCUGUGGCGAAAACUGCUCCGAAAGCCAGGGCCGCUGCUAAAACUGCUCCCAAAGCCAAACCGGUUGCUGCGGAUGAUUCUAUUUUUGACCUGGAUGUCUCAGACCCUCCACCCUUGAGGACCGCUGCGGCAAAGCCAAAACGAGCAGCGGCAAGAAAGCCUUCAAUUCUAGAUAUUGCUGGCUCAGAUGACUCCGACGGGGAGAAUGGUCUCGGGGAUGUCAGUGUUCUUGUUAAGGGUAUCGGGAGUCAAGGUAGUGACACCGGUAGGCCUUUGUUUAGGGAUUCUGCAAAGAAGGCAUCUGGCACAGCCUUGAAAGGUGCAGCCGCUAAGAAGGUGGCCCCGAAGGGAGUUUCGAAGAUCCCACUUAGUCUCAGCAAGGGCGCCGGCAACGAGUCUGAAAACUCGGACUCGGAUGAUGACGACAUCCCUAAACCUGUCAAGAAAGCCCCGGCAAAGAAGGCCGCACCACCAGCGAGGGCUGCGCCGAAGAAGGCUCCAGAGCCCAAGAAGCCCGCUGCAAAAGCGGCGCCAAAAGCCGGGGCCAAGAAACCGUUUGUCUUGUCUGAGGAUGAGGAUGAUAUGGAUGUGGACAAGAUGGCGGACGAACUUCUGGAUUCCGACGAUCAAGAACUCUACUCUAAACCUUCGUCUAAGACUUCUAAAGCCGCAACCAAACCUUCAGCUAAACCAGCCCCGAAAGCAGCCGAACCAGAACCUCGUGGGAGGGCUGUAAGGGCUCGGAAACCUACAAAUUACAGAAUUGAGCCUUCUUCUGAUGAAGAGGAUGACGAUGACGAUGACGAUGAAGGAUCUGAGGAUUAUGGUGGGGAUUCCGAUUAGUCUAUCUUGUAAUGUUCUACUUUUCUUUUUACUUAUUUUCCUUGGGGGGCUGGAUGGGGGUGACCGGCGCAUUUAUGUGAGAGUUCAGGAAAAGAAGGUUUGGGGAUUAUGAAGGGGUGAAAAGCGGUGCCUUUGAACAUUUUUAUGUAGCAUAGACUUUUGUGGAGAGAGUAAACAGCCCUUUCUUGCCCAUAGAACAUGAGAAGGGAUUUUUAUUGUUAUGCGUUCUGCAAAGUUUAUUACAUGGUUACUCUCAUUCUUAUUGAGUAAUUCGUUGCGCAUUAUUAAUAUUAUUAUAAUCGUAUGUCA
This is a messenger RNA of Tuber melanosporum (Perigord truffle), 5401 nucleotides long. RefSeq lists its product as uncharacterized. The record is from RefSeq and is a predicted model, not a curated record. Gene Ontology annotation, biological process: sister chromatid segregation; resolution of meiotic recombination intermediates; DNA topological change. Gene Ontology annotation, cellular component: nucleus. Lineage: Eukaryota; Fungi; Ascomycota; Pezizomycetes; Pezizales; Tuberaceae. The transcript has 11 exons. The coding region runs from base 254 to 5092 and encodes 1612 amino acids. Gene Ontology annotation, molecular function: DNA binding; DNA topoisomerase type II (double strand cut, ATP-hydrolyzing) activity; ATP binding.